AAAUGUUAUCCCGUAUUUUUCUAUCCAGAAAAACAUCGAUUGUGUGAAAAUUAUAGGGAAAUUGUGAUGAUUUCCUCACGCAGUGCUCUGGUAGGGAGAGUAGUUGCUAAUGUUCUGCUCAGGAGUUCGAAGAAUGCCGCACAGAAGCAAAUAGUGCGACACGGACAUGGCGCCUUUUCCUACCGCUCUGCACCCACGCCGAACUCGAAGUACGUGGUGUUAGCCGCUAAUGUUGGAGGCGGAAUUGCGUGGUGGUGGAUUCUGUGGCAUCUGUGGCACGAACCUGAGCACAUAACAGGAGAAUUUCCUUACAUUGAGCCGAGUACGUGGACAAACGCAGAACUGGGAAUCCCUCCGGAUGAUGAUGAGUAACAUCUCGAGAUUUGGCUAAUCAAGUUUAGUGAAUUUGAUUAAUGUUAGGAUUGUCGAUUAGACCAAGACACUUUGGGCGGAAAAAAACGAUAGGCUGACCAAAUUAUAU
This is a messenger RNA of Phlebotomus argentipes, 481 nucleotides long. RefSeq names its product NADH dehydrogenase [ubiquinone] 1 beta subcomplex subunit 2, mitochondrial-like. The transcript has 3 exons. Bases 67 to 372 code for a protein of 101 amino acids. The record is from RefSeq and is a predicted model, not a curated record. Gene Ontology annotation, cellular component: mitochondrial inner membrane. NCBI's taxonomy places the organism in Eukaryota, Metazoa, Arthropoda, Insecta, Diptera, Psychodidae.